This is a messenger RNA of Hippocampus zosterae (dwarf seahorse), 2108 nucleotides long. It is a transcript of the gene upf3a, whose product is annotated as UPF3A regulator of nonsense mediated mRNA decay. Gene Ontology annotation, molecular function: telomeric repeat DNA binding. The transcript is spliced from 10 exons. Bases 85 to 1482 code for a protein of 465 amino acids. Lineage: Eukaryota; Metazoa; Chordata; Actinopteri; Syngnathiformes; Syngnathidae. The record is from RefSeq and is a predicted model, not a curated record. Gene Ontology annotation, biological process: nuclear-transcribed mRNA catabolic process, nonsense-mediated decay; positive regulation of translation. Gene Ontology annotation, cellular component: cytoplasm; nucleolus.
ACCACCUCUCGCGAUACGCUCGUGUCCUCUCGCGAGCGAACUGCUAGCGCAGACAGUCCUCUCAGCACAGGGAAAUGGAGAAAGAUGAGAUCUGAAAAGGAGCAAAUGACGGCAUUGAAGGACAAGGGCGUCUUGAAGAUAAAGUUGAGGGACAAUUCGGGGGACCAGGACAAUAUUCCCAAGCAGAAAGAAGAGAAAAAAGAGGUGUUUACGAAGGUGGUCAUUCGAAGGCUCCCACCCCACCUGACCAAGGAGCAGUUAGAGGAACAUCUCAGCCCGCUUCCUUCCUAUGACUACUUUGAGUUCUUCUCUGCUGAUCCAAGUCUGUACCCACAUUUGUUCUCCAGAGCCUACAUCAACUUUAAAAACCAGGACGAUAUCCUAUUGUUCAGAGAUAGAUUUGAUGGCUAUGUCUUCAUUGACAACAAAGGUCAGGAGUUGGCUGCUGUGGUAGAGUUUGCCCCCUUCCAGAAAGUCUCCAAAAAAAAGCUCAAAAAGAAAGAUGCCAAAGCUGGAAGUAUCGAAGAAGACCCGGAAUAUAAACGCUUCUUGGAGAACUACUCCUGUGAUGAGGAGAAGUCGAUGGCCAACCCUGAGACGCUCCUGGGGGAAAUUGAGGCCAAAACCAAGGAGCUUAUAGCCAAAAGGACAACACCUCUGUUGGAUUACAUCAGAAACAAGAAAAUGGAGAAACAGAGAAUCCGAGAGGAGCGGCGACGGCGAGAGUUCGAGAAAAAGCGACAGCGCGAGGAGGAGAAACGGAAGCGGCGUGAGGAGGAGAGGCGCAAACGGAAAGAAGCUGAGAAGCAGAAGAAACUUUCUGAUAAAGACAUCAAAAUUAAGCUGCUGAAGAAGAGCGACAGGGACGAUGAUGUGGACUCAGACCGCCUGAAGCACAAAAGUGACGUCAAUGAAUUGGAGAGGGGGAAAUGGGAAAAAUCAAGUGGACAGAUGAAGUUCAAGGAUUCCAAGGAAAAUCUCUUCACUAGAGGUCAGCCUGAGAGUGACAAGGAGCAGCAGCAGAGCCGCAGACAACGAGACAAGGAGCAUCGUGGGAAAGACGAUGACAGGAAGCGUCAGAGGCACCACUACGAUUUUGACAAGUUCGCGCGGCGCAAAGACGAGACCAAGUGGGGCAAGGGCUAUUGCCAGGACCGUGCCAAGAAGGAGCCCCACCACCACACCUACACUUUCUGCCCUGACAGCGGCGACAAGCAGAUGAAGGAGGACAGGGACGAGCUGGCAAACAGAAAGGAGCGCCUUCGAAACAAGGUGAGCGAGAAGGACCGCCCGGCCAUGCAGCUGUACCAGCCUGGUGUGCGAAAUCGUAAGGGUGUCAAUUCGGCCGGCAAAGGCUACGACUGCAUUCCAGUGGGCCACUCACCCGAGGGCGAGGGGGUGGGCUGCUUCGAAGUGGCUGCCAUGGCAGCGGUGCAGGACAAAGCCUACAACAACAGCAAUGAUGAGCACGGACACUUGUAAGACAAUGUUCAUGUCUCACAAAGGAGGGUUUGGAACUAAUCGCCAUCAUAUUUAUUUUGUGACAGUGUGCAUUACAUUAAAUUAUUGGUGAUACAUUCUACUAUGAUAGAAUUAUAUAAAUAAACGGCACAACAACACAGUUUCAUUAUAGAAUGGAAAUAAUGGGACUAUUUGGUUAACUGUAUCCCAUAAACUUUGGAAAAUAAUGCACUUGUUAAAUCCUUUCCACAAGGCUGUGUUUUAAAUGAGAGAUGUAGGCCGGUUGUGCUGUAACCAUGAUACUGAUAAAAGCAGAAAAUGCGUUGAAACACCUACACUGCCCACAGCUGUGCCGCCCAGGGGUGUGGGUAUUCUUGUUUUAUCCCUACUGACUUUGUGGGGACAUGUUGACUUUCACCUAUUAAGAUGCAUGUGUCAUCCUGAUCAAAGCAUUAUUACAAUCAUCGUUCAUUGGACAAUUUUGAGAAACUUCCCAGAAAAAUAAAUAGUCUUUAUUUUGAGCCAGAUAACUAAUGAAAUAAUAAAAAUGUGCUUUUAGGCAAUCUUGUCCAUGUAAUAAGAAGCUGUUGUAACCCACCCCCUUAUUUAUUCCUACUUUGCACAAUCGAAAAUAAAGCAAAUUGAGU